GCAUUACAGACCGCAGAGCGAGGUGGGACGCUAGAUCCCAAUUUGGACAGAUGCUCCUCAGAUGAUGGACUCAUAAACAUUGUUGCUGUUGAGUGGGAACAGCAGUAAGAUGCUGCCGUGGAAGAAGAGUAAGUUUGAUCUGAUCGAGGAAGACAAGCAGUCCAAGCAGAAGGGCUAUGCGGUGAGUCUCAACUACUCGGCGCUCACCUCCUUCGCCAAGUCCUGCCCGGAGAGCGCGCUCAACCGGGUGGGCAGCAUGUUCAAGUCCAAGAGGAAAAAGGUGCGGAUCACCAGCGAGGACCCCACCUACACGGUGCUCUACCUGGGCAACGCCACCACCAUCCAGUCCAAAGGGGACGGCUGCACGGACGUGGCUGUGAGCAAGAUCUGGGGCAAAAGCGAGCUGGGCAAGAACGGCACCAAGAUGCGCCUGACCAUCAGCGCGCAGGGCAUCCGGAUGGUGCACGUGGACGACAAAGCCCGGAGGCCGGGACACUUGUACCUGCUGCACCGGGUGACCUACUGCGUGGCGGACCCGCGGCUCCCCAAGGUUUUCGCGUGGAUUUACAGGCACGAGAUGAAGCACAAGGCGGUGAUGCUGCGCUGCCACGCCGUGCUCGUGUCUAAGCCGGAGAAGGCGAAAGCCAUGGCGCUGCUGCUCUACCAGACGUCCGCCACGGCCCUGGCCGAGUUCAAGAGGCUGAAGCGGCGCGACGACGCGCGGCACCAGCAGCAGCAGCUCAUCGGGGAGCAGACCAUCCCGCUGGUGCCGCUCAGGAAGCUGCUGAACGGACAGUGUUUCUACAAACCCCCCGUGGAGCGCAGCCGCAGCGCGCCCAAGCUGGGCUCCAUCACCGAGGACCUGCUGGGGGAGGAGGAGGAGGAGAAGGCGAUGCACUUUGAGUGCGAGGACAUCCUGGACACGGACUGCGCGGACGCCAAGCGCGAGCUGACUCAGAUUAUUAACGAUUUGGGGGAGAUGAGCAUAGGGAACGACGUGCGGACUCUGAAAGCCGACCUCAGGGUCACCAGACUCCUCUCUGGGGAGAGCACGGGCAGCGAGUCCUCCAUAGAGAGCAACCAGGAGGCCCCCCCGCUCAGCAACGGGCUUGAGGAGGUCAAGGUGGGGACAGCCUGAAGACGAUUCUGUGCACCUCUCUCUUUAUUUUGUGUUGUUUUUGUUGAGCCACAUUGUCUCCACACUGUGCUGGGAUCAGACUGGGAGGUCCUGCACAGACCCAGUCAGGCUGCUGGAUCACAUUUUAACAAAAAGAGGAAAAAGUGCAAAUGCACAAGAGGUGAACUGAUGUGAGCUUUAGAGAUGAGAGCAGCCAGUGACCGAUGCACAACACUGAUCUUUCAGCUGAUUAUUUACACAGGCUGAUUAAUCGAUCCAUCUUUUCAAGAUGACAAAAUCCCAGUUGUCUCUGCUGCAAGUUACUCCACCUCCUCUGUUCACGAGGAUUUGUUGUAGCAUCAAGCUUGUUUACCUAAAAGUUUUUGUGACACACUUGAAAUGGCACUUUUCAGCUGAAACAUGCCGGUCUUGAUCCAAAAACACAACAGCAGCAUCCCAUUUGUUCUCAAACGUGAGCACCCUGAAGCCUGUUAGUUCUGCUCCGUGGAUUUAUUUUUUAUUUCUUAUUUUUUGCACUGUUGUCUUGACUACAAUGUACAUAACGUGUGUCGAUAUGUUGUCUGAAACAUAGGUGUCCUAUCUUUGCUGUGCAAAAGAACAAUAUACUGUACCUUUUGUGUAUUAGAAUGGAGAUGGUAUCUUUUUUUAAUAAAAAAAAAAAAUCUAAUGUGGUUUGAUAUGUGAACCUCAUGGAAUUCUCAAUAAAAAAAAUU
Messenger RNA from Nematolebias whitei (Rio pearlfish), 1851 nucleotides. RefSeq names its product family with sequence similarity 43 member A (gene fam43a). The transcript is spliced from 2 exons. Bases 110 to 1138 code for a protein of 342 amino acids. The record is from RefSeq and is a predicted model, not a curated record. Lineage: Eukaryota; Metazoa; Chordata; Actinopteri; Cyprinodontiformes; Rivulidae.